Stylonychia lemnae is the source of this 3633-nucleotide messenger RNA. The record is from the annotation of a GenBank genome assembly. NCBI's taxonomy places the organism in Eukaryota, Ciliophora, Spirotrichea, Sporadotrichida, Oxytrichidae.
AUGAGUAGAGUGAGUCUCAAUACUUAACAAAGUAGCGUCUCAAUAUUCUAUGAACAGAUAUGUCAAGAAUAUCAAAGAUAAGAACUUGUUUAAUUAGCAAAUGUUGAAAAGCAUGAUCUGAAAGGAGCGAAACCGAAAGACAUGUCAUCUGCGGUCAACAGUACUGAAAAAAUUAGAACAUGGAACGAGCAUAUGAUGGAAACAGAUUAGCUUGCAUAGUAAUUGGAAACUUGUAUAAAAGCUAAAGAAACUGAUAAAAGUUAUUUCGGUUUAACCUAAACUUAAGCACAAGAUAAAUUAAAGCAACACGGCCCUAAUGCCCUUACAGAAAAGUCGGGUAUGCCUUGGUUCGUCUAGUACUUACUACUUAUGACUGGACUUUUCAACUAUAUGCUCUGGGUUGGUUCUAUUUUGUGUUUCAUCGCCUACGGAGUUCAGGAGGAUAAAAGAGAUAAAUCGAAUAUGUAUCUUGGCAUCGUACUUAUUUGUGUCGUCUUAAUUACUGCCACAAUGUCUUAUUUCUAAGAAUCAAAAGCCGCUGCAAUGAUGGCAUAGUUCAAGAACUUUAUCCCUGCUAGAUCAACAGUCUUUAGAAACGGGUAGAAAAUAGAGGUCAAUGCUUCUGAGUUGGUGCCAGGAGAUAUUGUCGAGAUCUAAAUUGGUGCUAAUGUACCUGCUGAUGUUGUCCUGAUCUAAGCUAAUGAAAUGAAAGUGAACAAUGCCUCACUUACAGGAGAGUCUGAGGACCUGCUAAGAUUGCCAGAUGAGAAAUCUAAAAACAUCUUUGAAAGCCCUAAUGUAGCUUUCUUUGGUACUGCAUGCACAAAUGGAAGUGGAAUUGGCAUAGUUUUUAAAACUGGUGAUUCAACUGUCAUUGGUUAAAUUGCUAACCUCGCACAAACUGCUGAUGCUGGUGAGACACCAAUCUCUAUCGAAAUAGAUAGAUUCAUUAAGAUUAUCGCAUCUAUUGCUAUCUCUAUGGGUCUCAUCUUCUUUGCAAUUAACUUUGCCUUUGGUUAUGACAUCAUCACUAACAUCAUUUUUAUGAUUGGUAUCAUUGUUGCUAAUGUACCUGAAGGUCUUUACAUCACUGUUACCGUGUGCAUGGCUUUAGCUGCUAAAAGAAUGGCUGCAAGAUCUGUUUUAGUCAAGAAUCUUUAAUCAGUUGAGACACUGGGUUCAACCUCUUGUAUUUGCUCAGAUAAAACUGGUACUUUGACUCAAAACAGAAUGACAGUCUCCCAUCUUUAUUAUAAUGCCUAAAUUCACGAGGCCUCAAUAAACUAUGAAAAAUUCAGAAAAAAUCCAGAUCUCAAAUUAGAUUAUGAUAUUAAGGACCCUGCCUUUAAGAGUUUACUAGACUGUAUGAUACUUGGUUCCAAGGCUGCUUUUGCUUUCAACCCCACAAAUGAGGAGCUAAAGGCUCAUAUUGCCAAAAAGAAGGGAUAAAAGGUUAGAGACUAUGCUAGAUUUAACAUUACUGAAGAAGAAAAGGAAUAAGCUAAGCAAGACCUGCUACAAGCCGAACUUAGCCUACCAGUUGAAAAGAGAAAUGUUACUGGCGAUGCCUCAGAGACUGGAAUCAUUAAAUUCGCUCAAGGAAUUAAGGAUAUUGAAACUGAAAGACAAACUUAUCCAGUUUAUUCUUAUGAACAAGAUGGAAAUAUCGUUGAUGCAUUGAUCCCUUUCAACUCUGAAAUCAAGUUUAACAUGUUUAUCAGAGAUAUGAACACUGAUCAGACUCGACCAAAAUCAAAAGAAGAUAACCUAUGCAUAUUCCUUAAGGGAGCUCCUGAAAGAAUUCUCAACAGAUGCAAUAAGAUCCUAAUUAAUGGUGAGGAAAGAAGUUUUGAUGAGUAUGCUGAUCAUGUCAAGUUUGCCAAUGAUUCUUUUGGUAAAAUGGGUGAGAGAGUGUUGGCCUUUGCCAAAUUGGAAUUAGAUCCAUCAAUCUAUAAAAAGGAUCCAAAGUAUCAAUUCGAUAUUAAAAACUGGAAGAAAUGGCAAUAAGUUAAGGAUAGAGAUCCAUUCAUUUAAGGCUGGUUCCCUAUGUUCAAUUUGACUCUUGUAGGUAUAGUUUCUUUGAAUGAUCCUCCCAGACCUAGAGUUGAUAUGUCUGUCCUAAAGUGCAGAUAAGCAGGUAUUAAAGUUAUUAUGGUGACAGGAGAUCAGCCACCAACAGCUGCUGCUAUCGCACAUAAAGUUAACAUUAUUACUGAUCCAACUUUGGAAUAUAACUAUCUAAGACAAGAGAAGGGUCUUUCACAUGACUAAGCUAUGGAUCAAUCAAAGGCUAUUGUCAUCCACGGAGAUUUACUUGCUGAAAAACACGCUGAGGAAGAGGGUUUAGAUGAUCUCGACCCCGAAAAAGGUAGAUUCUUGAUUGAAUGGAUUAGUAAGCCAGAAGUUGUAUUUGCUAGAACAACUCCCUCUUAAAAGCUAUUGAUUGUAGAUGCUUGUUAAAGAGCUGGUCACAUUGUUGCUGUCACUGGUGAUGGUGUAAAUGACUCGCCCGCUAUUAAAAAAGCUGACAUUGGAGUUGCUAUGGGAAGUGGAAGUGAUGUUGCUAAGAAUGCAGCAGAUAUUAUCUUGUUGAAUGAUGACUUCAGUUCGAUUGUUAUGGGAGUUGAACAAGGUAGAUUAAUGUUCGACAAUCUCAAGAAAUCUAUCUCUUAUGCCCUUUCAGCUAACAUUCCAGAGAUAUUCCCAGUCCUUUGUAAUAUUGUUAUUCAAGUUCCACCUCCUCUUUCAUCUAUUCUCAUGAUCGUUAUAUGCCUUGGUACUGAUAUGUACCCAGCCAUUGCCCUCGCUUAUGAGAAUGCUGAGUUGGAUAUUAUGGAAAGACUUCCAAGAAAUUCAAAGAGAGAUAGACUAGUACCGAUGAAAUUGAUGAGCUUUUCCUACGUUCAGACUGGUAUUGUCUAAGCCUUCUCUGGCAUGUUUACAUAUUUCUAUAUUCUGAAUGAUUUCGGCUUCAAAUUAAAUACACUCUUAUUCCUUAACUUAGCCGAGGGGUAUGAGCCUAAUCCAACUGAUCUAUAUGAUCCCAACCUUCCAAACUUUGGUAACACUAAUUAUGGAAAUGGCGACUAUGCCAGGAGUAUCGCUUGGGGAUAAAAUGAUGAUGCUCAAAUUGAUGUUCGUCUAUUCUUUGUAUUCCACAACAAAGAUAGCUGGGGUAGAUGCAGAUGGAAUCCAAAUGAUGAAAGUGUACCAAGAUUCUGGAGAUACUCUAAUGUCACUGAGAAAUAACUUUGCUACACUCCAGAAGCUGUGAUCUACGUAUCAUCAGCCUAUUUCGUAGCAAUUGUAAUCACUCAGAUCGCCAAUAACAUGAUUAGCAAAACUAGAACAUUAUCAUUGUCACAGUAAUAACUUGUAAACUCUGUCCAGUGGCAAGGUAUAAUAUUCGAAGUCGGCAUUGCACUUCUUAUCUGCUAUGCUAAACCCUUUGAAAUCGGACUUGGAGGCAGAUAACUUGCAUCACCUCACUUUGGAAUUCCAGCAAUGAGUUUCUUCAUGGUUAUCGUAUUCUAUGAUGAAGUAAGAAAAAUCCUUGUGAGAAAGGGCACUGACACUUCUGUCAAGGGUAAAAUCAAACUUACUGGAUGGAUGGCAAGAAACACCCUUUACUGA